Siniperca chuatsi (mandarin fish) is the source of this 1245-nucleotide messenger RNA. RefSeq names its product nucleoporin 35 (gene nup35). Gene Ontology annotation, biological process: nuclear pore organization; regulation of DNA-templated transcription; NLS-bearing protein import into nucleus. NCBI's taxonomy places the organism in Eukaryota, Metazoa, Chordata, Actinopteri, Centrarchiformes, Sinipercidae. Gene Ontology annotation, cellular component: nuclear pore nuclear basket; nuclear membrane; nuclear pore central transport channel. Gene Ontology annotation, molecular function: single-stranded DNA binding; phospholipid binding; structural constituent of nuclear pore. The transcript has 9 exons. The coding region runs from base 316 to 1212 and encodes 298 amino acids. The record is from RefSeq and is a predicted model, not a curated record.
ACGUCAUCUAAAUGCGCCGGAAGUUGCCCUGUUAGCCGCAGUGCUUUUAGUUUCCACUCAGCUCGCUCAACCGACACCUCUGAGCUCCAGAAACAAAGUGCAGCGGGCUGAGAUAUCCGAUUUUAAAUCACUAUACUUUAGCUAAAUGGAUGCUACAAGUUAGCAUUUAGCUUCACAUAGGUAGACUUUUCAAUAACAGUAAGUUAUAUUGACGAAUCAGUUAUCUUUGCUAGCCGCGUUUGCUAGCUAACCAUCUUUUUGCCUGGCGUCACUUCCUACUUUUGAAACUCGCGGCCAGAAAGUAACGAAGCAGAGAUGGAGUUACAAGUGGGAACUGAACCGAUGACCCUGGGCUCUCCCACCUCUCCCAAGCCGACCUCUGGAGCUCAAUUUCUGCCCGGCUUCCUGAUGGGCGACCUGCCAGCACCAACUACCCCCCAGCCACGCCCCUUCAGCCUGGCCACGCCCAUUGUGGAGAGCACAGGUAUGCACCAAGCAGGAGGGGGUGGAGGAGGUUCUGCCCCGCAGCCCGUUGUCCCCACCCCCAAGGAUAAGAGUGGAGCCCCACCUGUUCGCAGUAUCCAUGACGAUCUGGUUGCUAUCGCGACGCCCCUCAACACACACAGGCAGUCUUUUCCAGUUAUGCAGUCUCCUCUGUCUGCACGUGGGGCCUCAACUCCAGGAACAGGUGUGCAGCAGGUGUGCCUGUCUCCAGCUCAGGUGGAUCCCUUCUACAGUCAGGGAGAGUCCCUGUCAUCUGACGAUCAGCUGGACCAGACCUGGGUCACCGUGUUUGGUUUUCCUCCAGCCUCGGCCUCCUACAUCCUGCUGCAGUUCGCUCAGUACGGAAACAUCCUCAAACACACGAUGGCGUCUCCCGGUAACUGGAUGCACCUUCAGUAUCAGUCCAGACUUCAGGCCAGGAAAGCUCUGUCUAAAGACGGAAAAGUGUUUGGUGACGCCAUCAUGGUGGGAGUCAAACCCUGCAUAGACAAGAGUGUGAUGGACAGCAGUGCAGCCGUCUCUUCUCCGCUCUCCACCUCCUUCUCCUCCUCCUCCGUCCUCCCCUCCACUCCUCGCUCCGCCAUCAGACCGCUCAGCGCCGCUUACAGGAGCUCCAGCAGCGACUACCAGGUGCUAGCGGACAGACAGACACCCAGGAAGGAUGACAGUUUUGUUUCCAAGGCGAUGGAGUACAUGUUUGGCUGGUGACAUUACACAAUGCAUCAUGGGAUACCUGCAGCC